Onychostruthus taczanowskii (white-rumped snowfinch) is the source of this 2938-nucleotide messenger RNA. It is a transcript of the gene CAVIN1, whose product is annotated as caveolae associated protein 1. The record is from RefSeq and is a predicted model, not a curated record. Gene Ontology annotation, biological process: transcription initiation at RNA polymerase I promoter; termination of RNA polymerase I transcription. Gene Ontology annotation, molecular function: rRNA primary transcript binding. Gene Ontology annotation, cellular component: caveola; cytoplasm. Lineage: Eukaryota; Metazoa; Chordata; Aves; Passeriformes; Passeridae. Bases 202 to 1287 code for a protein of 361 amino acids. The transcript is spliced from 2 exons.
UGGAAAAUUUUGCAGGGCAGUUCCACUGGCCGGCUGUGCGGGGCUGUGCCAUUUGAAUUUCAGCACAGACGCUCACUCACUGCGCUCCCCAUUCCUGGCGCCUCUCCCAGCGCGGAGUUGAGCUGAGGCUCGGGCUCAGUUUUCCCUGCUCUCUCCCUGCGGUGACAGCUUCUCCGGGUGAGCCAGGACUCCCGAGCGACCAUGGAGGACACCACCUUGCAAAUCAUCGAGCCACCCACUGUUUCUGAGACCUCGGAGGAGCAAGCACCCGAGGAGCCCAUCAAAGCAGACCAGAUCAACGGCGUGAUGGUGCUGACCCUUCUGGACAAGAUCAUCGGAGCGGUGGAUCAGAUCCAGCUGACCCAAACACAGCUGGAGGAGAGACAGCAAGAGAUGGAUAGCGCAGUGACCAGCAUCCAGGGAGAGCUGACCAAGCUGACCAAGGCACACACCACCACCAGCAACACCGUCAACAAAAUGCUGGAGAAGGUGCGCAAGGUGAGCGUCAACGUGAAAACGGUGCGGCAGAACCUGGAGAAGCAAGCCGGGCAGAUCAAGAAGCUGGAGGCCAACGAAGCGGAGCUCCUGAAACGCAGGAACUUCAAAGUCAUGAUCUAUCAGGAUGAAGUGAAGCUCCCAUCUAAACUGAGCAUCAGCAAGUCCCUAAAGGAAGGUGAAAAGCUGGAGAAGGAAGGUGAGGGUGAGGAGGUCCCUGUGGGUGAGGACCAUGCGGAGGAGGACCACAUCCAGCUCUCCUCGGAUGAGGAGGUGGAGAUUGAGGAGAUUAUUGAAGAGUCACGGGCAGAACGCAUCAAAAGGAGCGGCAUGAAAAGGGUGGAUGACUUUAAGAAGGCAUUCUCAAAGGAGAAAAUGGAAAAGACUAAGCUAAAGACCAAGGAAAACCUGGAGAAGACCCGCCACAACUUGGAGAAGACCCGGCACAACCUGGAGAAGAGGAUGAACAAACUGGGCACUAAAAUUGUGACUAAUGAAAGGAGAGAGAAGAUGAAGAGCUCUCGGGACAAACUGAGGAAGUCUUUCACCCCUGACCACACCAUCUAUGCCAGGUCCAAGACAGCCGUCUACAAAGUGCCGCCCUUCACUUUCCAUGUCAAGAAAAUAAGAGAGGGUGAGGUGGAGGUGAAAGCCACAGAGCUGGUGGAGGUUGGUGGAGAGGAAGGAGAAAAUUCAGAUCUGAUGCGUGGGGAAAGCCCCGACGUGCACACCCUGCUGGAGAUCACGGAGGAGACUGACGCGGUACUGGUGGACAAGAGUGACAGCGAGUAGGACAGGCUGCAGAGCACAAGGGUUGUGGAUGACAGCUGAACACAGUAUCACUCACAUUUCGAGCUCUCCCUGCCCUGGAGCCCCAGGGAAGUGUACACGAUGCAUCCUUCUUACCCUGCAGAGCCGAUGCCGAUCCCCUGCCUGCUUGUACAAGGUGUAUUUUAUAUUUUAGUUUUAGCACAUAAACAUUAGGAACACGGAACUGUUUUUCUUACACUACUAAAUCACCCUUGGAGACCAUUCCUGCUGCAGCCUUCUUGCCCCACACCUGAAGAUGUGCUUUGAGUGACAGGGCCCUGACCCAGCUGGAGAGUGCUGAUCCCAAGAAGCUGUACAGCUGAAAGUUCAAGAGUCCUCCAUAAGAAAAACCUGGUGUCAAGAAAGCUUCCUGCAAGUAGCCCACCAGCCCCCUGUGCAGCCACUCCACAGGCAAGAAGACUCCCAGCACCCAAACCGGCUGCUCCUUCGGGGGACCAGAGGAACUGGGAUGCAGCCGGUGCACGGAGGGAAGAGCUGAGCAAAUCCUGUUGUUGGUGCAGCACAUGGCAAAGCUGAGCUGGCGUGGGGCAGGUGGGGCUGCUCCUCUCUGCCCUCCCAAGGACUGGGUGACCUUUGCACGAAGCCACCCUGCAGCUGGGCCUGAGGGGUGUCACACAGCUGCUGCUCCCCACUGUGCCCCGGGGUUGUGGCAGGAACAGCACAAGCUGCAGGCUUCUCACACGGGUCAGGGACCUGCCAGACAUCCAUGGCGAGUCCCAAGGGCAGGGAGCAGCAUGGAGGUGGGGUGCUGGAUCUGCUCCCUCCACACCCACAGAGGUGGUGGCAGCAGGCAGUGGGGUCCACGCUUGCUGCCCUGGGAGAGGGGGACACGUAGGCAGCGAUGCUGGAGCAGCUGCCACAGCUAGGGACUUGUUUCCAGAGGGAUAUGGGAUGCACUGUUGCCAUGUGAGGCUCUAGACCAUCAGGAAAAGGCCUUGACACCUGCCCAGCACCGGACCAUGAGCAUUUCUGAGCGUCUGCUUUCUGCGGGGGUCCUGGCACAGCUCAGGCUCAUGCCCAUGCCCACGUCCUGUGCUUUCCUCCCUGUGUCCUGCUUUCUGCAGCUUCACUCCAUGCCCUGAGUGAGGCAGCAGAAAGGCAGCACAGGGUGACUUGGGGGCUCUGCCUGGCUCAGCCCAGCUUGGCUCUUACAUACUCAACCCCUGCUGCAAGCCCCAUCCUGCUCCCCCAGCACGAGGCUGCUGCUGUUCACAUAACCCAAUAUAUAAACUUGCUUUACCUUUAAGAAUGAUUUUCCUUCAAAUUGUCCAGUGCUGUCCCGGCCUCGGGGUCCUGCCACAGCUUCCCUCCCCACAGAAGGUGUGACCGGUCGGUUCCGUGUGCCGGCUGCAGGCAGCCCUGAGACACCGGUGGCCCCGAGGCUCCCGGUGUGGGGAGGCACUGGGCACCGGCUCUUUGUGGUUCCCAGCCCCAUGUGGGCCCCAGCCCGCAGGUCACCUGCCCUCACAGAAUCUCCUGUGGGCCACAGGCAGUUUUCACGCGGGUUUCUCUGAGCUGCGGGGCCGGGACAGCAGGGCCAGGGCGGCAGAAGCCCGGGUGAUCCUCGCCUGUCCCUGGCUGUGCCCAGCAAUAAAGUCUCUUUUGUAAACCA